AUGUGCCACACCAGCUGCCACACAGGCGGCCAGGCUGGCUGCUGCUCGCCCAGCCCUUGCCAGUCCUCCAUGUGCCUGCCCAUGAGCUGCAGGCCCACUGUGUGCAUGGCCCCUUCCUGCCAGUCCUCCGUGUGCCUGCCCGUGAGCUGUAAGCCAGCUGUGUACGUGCCUGUGAGCUGCCAGUCCUCCGUGUGCCUGCCCGUGAGCUGCAGGCCCACUGUGUGCAUGGCUCCCUCCUGCCAGUCCUCUGGGUGCGUCCAGCCCUCCUGCCCCACCCUGGUCUGCAGACCCAUCUCCGGUGGCACCCCUUCCUGCUGCUGA
Eptesicus fuscus (big brown bat) is the source of this 321-nucleotide messenger RNA. Its product is annotated as keratin-associated protein 12-1-like. The record is from RefSeq and is a predicted model, not a curated record. The transcript has 2 exons. Gene Ontology annotation, cellular component: keratin filament. Lineage: Eukaryota; Metazoa; Chordata; Mammalia; Chiroptera; Vespertilionidae. Bases 1 to 321 code for a protein of 106 amino acids.